AUGUCUACGCCUUCAAAUGAAAUAUCUAAUGUCUCAACAUCAACGACUUUGCGCACUGCCAAACAAAAACUAUUGGCUGAGCGAGCUGCCAAUAAAGAUGCCAAAAAACGCAAGGAUUGCCCGUUGAAAACGGAUGAUGAUCAAAACUGCCCAGAAUGUGCCUUUACAAAGGAUGGACCUGACCAAUGGUUACACUGCCAUUGUGGAAACUCGGUCAAAAUGAUACACGGUAGGAUUCACUAUGCCAAAGCCCAUUGGGAGUCAAUAACUUGUAAGACAGCAACAGCAAAGCUUCGACGGGCUGUAGAUCGACCAAAAAGUCUUAAUAGUUCAAACAACCAGCCACAAGUUUUUGACGUCCGAUGUGCAGGCCUGACUGACAAGACAUGGCUGCGUCCAGGUCAACAACCUAUAUUGACAUGUAUCCAGCAUUCCUGCACGGCUUAUCACGGAUAUCCACCGAGGUUUACUAAGAGCUCUUGUCGCUUUCCACAUGGAUCAUCAGGCGUGAUGGAAGUCAGGGUUCGAUUCAUUCCACCAAAUGUACACAGCGAGUUUCAACCCUCGAUUCUGGGGCUGUUGAGAGCUGGCGACCUAGAGUUCUGGACAACUUUUGGUGUCCACGCCCGGGCUGGACUGUUUAAAGAUGUCCCAAUGCUUCGAGCAGUAGCAGAGGGAGUUGCCAUUCGGGCUGAAAGGGAAGCAAAAGGCUUAACAACUCGUGGAAUGCCAUUCAACGAGUACCUCGACAACAUGCUUACAACUGCAGGAGCAUACUCCAAAGGUGCUUCUGAGCUAUUUCGCGCAAACCUUGCUGGACGCUCAUCUUGUGGCUUUCGCUUACAAUGCCAACGGAUUGGUGCUCGGAUGCACGAUAAAUUUCACAUCGAUAAUGUGCUUCCGGUAGUUGCUUGGCUUGAGCGAUACGGAUACAGUGGGCCAGUAUCAGCAGGAACAGACCAGACGGUAUGCGUGAAGGCGCUUCGUUACAACAACAGCUGUUUGGUUGGUGUAGAAGGUGGUGAUGUCGAAGUUUCCAAUCUCGAACACCUAGAGAAGUUGGUGGAGCAUGCAGUUCAAGGAGAUCACCUGUGUAAGAAGCUACCUUUAUCUCAGAUUCGAGCAUACACUCUACAGGUCCCUCUUCCGAACGUUCCUACAUUUGUGGUGGCUUUGAUUUCUAGUCGUGAGGAUGAGUCUGCUGAGGAUAUCAAGGCUCAGCACCUUCAGUUCAUUGAUCUACUUGAAUCUGUUGGAAUUCGACUCAUCUCGUUGGGGUCUGAUGGUGCAGCAUCUGAAGUGCUCGCACAAGAGUUACUUGUCAACUCGGCGACAGAACAUUUGGAGUUCUCAGCUCCCAAACUCAGUGUCAACAUACGUGUUCCACUUCUAGGGGCCUCGAAACGACCAGUUGUAGUAGUACAAGAUCCUAAACAUGCUAGGAAGACAGCUUCAAAUCAACUACUUUCUGGGGCGCGUUUCUUAGCUUUUGGACGAUUCAACGUCAACCUUGACCAGCUCCUCACUUUGCUCCAAACUGAAGAGUGCCCACUUGGCUAUAAAGAUGUAUUAAAUACAGAUAAGCAAGAUGAUGGGCGAGCUUACCGAACUUUCAGCGAGGACACUUUCAAGGCUGCUUGUGCACAGCCAGAUUGUCUUGGUCUGGUAUUGUAUCUCUACAUAUUUGGCGAGCUUGUUGAUUCUUGGUUGAACCAGAGCAUGCCACACCGAGAAAGGAUUAUUUCAAGUUAUACGGCAGUCUUUUUUGUACGAAAGUGGAAGGCAUAUCUACUCAAACGUCAAAAGGAAUCAGGGAGCUUGAUGAAUUUAUCCUCAAACUGUAUCUCACAUCAAAGCAUCCGAAUAUUUGAAAAGCUUGGUGAGAGUCUCUUGGGACUCAUCAUUUCUCACCGUGACCACUACCCUACGCACCCGCUAAUGCCCUGGAAACAUGGCACUGAGUGUUGUGAGCACAUCUUUGGAUGGAUGCGGGUAAUUUCUCCAACUUUUACUGUAUUAGACGCAAGGCAGAUGAUGCCAAAGAUAUUUGCUGUGAUAAAGAGCAUCAUGAGUGGGCAUAUCACAUUACCCAUGAGUGAGAAUCUGCACGCAGGCUACAAACACGAUUUCUCACCCAAUAACACUCACGAUUUCAGCUACAUCCUCAGUCAGUAUCCCAGCAACAGCGAAAUCAAUGAACUACUUGAGCUCGCGGAAUCUCGGGCAGAAGAACUAGCAGCUUUUUCUGGCAUGACAACAAACAAUUCAGCAGCACCACUCAACAACUUCACAUCUGAGGAGGCCUGUGGUGAACAUGAGCUUGAUGUAUCUGUAUCAAUACACAAACGAUCUUACCUGAACUAUCCUUUUGAACCUGAAACAAUCACUGUUGAACAGGCAUUAGAAACUGCAGCGGGAUUGACAAGCCAGCACCAAGAAACCGAUGUACUGAUGUCUCAAAUAACUGUGAACUUGGAAGCUCUAGCACUCGAAGUCCCCACCGAUAACAUGAUACAACAGACUACAACCAAUCAGCUACUAGAACCAUAUGUGACUCCUUCGACUACGUCAGAAGCUCUGGUGAAAUCAGAUGGGACUUUGCACAUUGACCAAAUGCUGUCCAAAAGACACGCACAUGACAGUCAAGUCAAAAAUCAUCACGGUCCAGAGAAACCACGUAUCACAUCAAAAGAUUUACCUGUCCCGCAGUACGAUCCAGACACCGGCCACGAAGUUUUGUUGCCGAGUCAAUACAGUAAAGCAGUUUCCUUCUUCUGGCGUUCGCACGAGGAUCCAGAGUACGGUGAAGCCCGUAAACAUCGGUGGAGAACCCUUGGAAAGCGCAAGUCGCGUGAACUAACAAACAAGCAACCUGACAUAAAUGUUGCAGAAUCAGGUGUAGGAUCACAAGUCCGGGAUGUAGACGAAGUAGAUCAUAGACCAGAUCAAAUCUUCGGAAUGGGUGCAAUAACAGCCACAAAUCCUCUUACUAAAAACAAAUGGGUUGUAGUUAUAAAGCAAGAUCAGUACUUCUACCUUGGCCAGGUUCUGGCUGUGUUUGAGCAUCACUCAGGAAAGCACGCGUGGAUUGCAGAGGCUCAUUCACGCGAAAAGGUAUCCUACAUCUCACUUAAGAUCUAUCAGUACAAGCCAGGUCAAGCAAUUAUUCAAGCAGCUCAUAAUGAGGAGCUUCCGAAUGAAUUUACCUUCAGUCAUCUUCCUGCAAAAUAUAUUGCGUACAUCUUCACACCACAACAUGAUGAAUCAGUCUUCUUGUUACUUGAAUCUGGUCAUUAUCGAGUGCCUUCUUUGCUUGAUUAUUUGAUUGCUAGUCGUCCUGCGUGGCAACGGCUGUUCUCGCCUCAAGGCGUCAAAAAAUCUUCUCAUAGGCGAAUGAGGAAGGCUGUGGAAAACGAUUUGUAG
Molecule: messenger RNA, 3423 nt
Organism: Melampsora larici-populina 98AG31
Lineage: Eukaryota; Fungi; Basidiomycota; Pucciniomycetes; Pucciniales; Melampsoraceae
Exons: 7
Coding region: 1-3423 (1140 amino acids)
Source: RefSeq, a predicted model, not a curated record